Messenger RNA from Orbilia oligospora ATCC 24927, 1455 nucleotides. RefSeq lists its product as uncharacterized. Gene Ontology annotation, cellular component: cytosol. The coding region runs from base 1 to 1455 and encodes 484 amino acids. Gene Ontology annotation, biological process: guanine catabolic process. Gene Ontology annotation, molecular function: zinc ion binding; guanine deaminase activity. Lineage: Eukaryota; Fungi; Ascomycota; Orbiliomycetes; Orbiliales; Orbiliaceae. The record is from RefSeq and is a predicted model, not a curated record. The transcript has 2 exons.
AUGGCGACAUCGAGUCGGAAAUACAAGGUUGUGAAUACUCCGACCAUUUACUUCGGUACCUUCAUUCACAGCCCGCGUGACGAAGCUUCUAAGCUCGAUGUAUGCGAGGAAGGUGCAAUUGGUGUAAACUCCGAUGGUGUAAUUGAUUUCGUCGAAAGGGAUGUCAAAGAUAUCGACAGUAUCGUAGACAAGUAUCCUAGCUUCAAAAAUGCUGAGAUCGUCCAGACACGGCCAGAGGGGACGCAGUUUUUCUUCCCGGGAUUCAUUGAUACUCACAUUCACGCUCCACAAUAUCCAAAUGCCGGUGUUUUUGGAUCUUCUACCCUUCUCGACUGGUUGAACAAAUACACCUUCCCGAGGGAGGCCUCCCUUUCAUCACUCUCCGUCGCUCGAACGAUAUAUUCCCGCUGUGUCGCCCGUACCCUAUCCCAUGGGACUACGACGGCAGCAUACUAUGCCACGAUCCAUGUCCCAGCGACCAACCUCCUAGCUGAUAUUUGCUCUGCCGCCGGCCAGCGAGCCUUCGUAGGUCGUGUUUGUAUGGACCACAAAGAUAUCAAUCCUGAUUUCUAUUGUGACGAAAGUGCCGACGAAAGUAUUGCGAACACGUGUCUCUGCAUCGACCAUAUCAAAAAGAUUGAUCCAAACUACGAGCUCGUAUCGCCCAUUAUCACUCCUCGGUUCGCACCAAGUUGUACAGCCGAGGCUCUUGAGAAGCUAGGAAAGUUGGCAAAAGAGACCGGCCUCCCAUGUCAAACCCACAUCAGCGAGAAUCGGAACGAGGUCCAGCUUGUAAAGCAGCUGUUCCCUGAGCACGAUAGCUAUGCAGAAGUGUACGACGCUUUCGGAUUAUUAACGCCAAAAAUGAUAUUGGGCCAUGCAAUCUAUCUGAGCAAGAAAGAGAUGGAGUUGAUCAAGAGCCGGGACGCCAAAAUUUCACAUUGCCCAGUUAGCAAUAGCGCCUUGACAAGCGGUGGAGCAAAGGUCCGAUGGUUGAUGAAUGGUGGAGUCACCGUUGGCCUAGGGACCGAUGUGAGUGGAGGCUACAGCCCCAGUAUCCUAGAAGCUGUCAGAGCAACGACUCUAGUCAGCCGACAUGUCGCCCUAUCGGAUGGUGAUGAGUGCAAGCUCAGCGUCGAGGAGUCCCUCUACCUGGCUACUCGAGGAGGUGCCAAGGUCGUCGGCCUGGAGAACAAGAUUGGCGGAUUCGAGGUCGGCAUGGAAUGGGAUGCCCAGCUAAUCGGACUCGAGCUUGUGGAGACGACGGGAGACGAUUUCGCAGAAGAGGAAGUGGUAGAUAAGGUUGUAUUUGAGGGUCCGAAGAGCGCUGGUCCGGUUGAUGUCUUUGGCUGGGAAACCUGGGACGAUAAGGUAGCCAAGUGGGUCUAUAAUGGUGACGACAGGAACACGUUAGGGGUCUGGGUCAAGGGACGAAAGGUGUGGAGUCGGACAUAA